AUGGAAGAAUUCAAAGAUCUUGAAGAUUUUGAACAAAUAGCUACUUCACAACAAUGGAAUUUACAUAUUCUUCGGAAAGGAAAAAUGAAAUUGUGGAAUACAAAGAAUAAAAAUUAUCGUACAGCUUUGAAACGUGUUGAAUAUGAUCGGCCACCAAAAUUUAUUACAAAAACUGAUCUUACUUUUAAAAUUGAUGAAUCUAUUAUUGAUGCACAAGAACCACAAUUGAUGUACAAUCAAAUGCGUCAAUUAACUAAAGAAUUUCGAACACAAGCUGUGACAUUAUAUGUUCAAUCAGUGACACGUAAAUAUGAAUUACUUACUAAUGAAAUUAAACGAAUAAUUAAAGGAUUUCCAAAAGAAAAUGAUGAUGGAUUUGAUUGUGAACCUGGUUAUGCAGCAUUCAAACAAUAUAAUGAAAUGCGUGAAAAACGAUUUAACCUUGAAGUUGAACAAUCAAUUUAUUUUUUAGACGAACAGCGAGUCGAGGACGAAACAAUAAUUAAUGAAGCACAACUUAAACUGACCGAGGAUGAAUAUCAAUUACUUAAACUAGGACCUCGAUUUAUCAAUGAUCCACAAACGGCAGCUCGACGUCGAACAACUGAGUUGACUACUUUAAAACAUAAAUUACUUCAAAAUUUAUAUCAAAUUUCAAUUAAAUUACAUCCUCGGUUAAAUCAAUCAAAAACUAGAAAUAAUGCUUCUAUUCUUGAUGACAUAAUUACAUUUACACAAUCACAAGGUAACAGUCAAUGUCCUAUUAUUAAGAAAAAGAAAAAUUAUGGUCGAUUAGUUAAACGUUUAAAAUAUAAAUUACGUCUUUUCAAUAUAAUUAUUCGAAAAACUGACAAGUCAAAAGUAUUUCAUUUAGGUAAACUUGAAGAUUAUCAAAAGAAGUCAAUCGAAUAUAUGGAAAAGACUCAAGUUUAUCAGUGUUUGGAUACAAAUGAUCCACUACCUGAUCUGAUUAAACGUACAAAUAAAUAUCUAUUAGAUUUACGUUUAGCUAAAUGGAUUAGUCAAAAACAAUAUGAACAAUUAUGUAUUAGACCUAAUGAAGUGGAAUUAGCUCAUUUAUAUUAUCUUCCCAAAGCACAUAGAAUUGGUACUCCUCUUCGUCCAAUUAUAUCUGGUCUCAAACAUCCUAAUAUUAAAAUAUCAAAAUUUCUUGAUAAUCUAUUGAGACCUUUAUUUUAUAAAACGGCACUACAGACAACAGUUACCUCUGGUUUUGAAUUACUUCAACGUCUAGAAGAAUAG
Molecule: messenger RNA, 1263 nt
Organism: Didymodactylos carnosus
Lineage: Eukaryota; Metazoa; Rotifera; Eurotatoria; Philodinida; Philodinidae
Source: the annotation of a GenBank genome assembly